This is a messenger RNA of Lontra canadensis (Northern American river otter), 1181 nucleotides long. It is a transcript of the gene GALNTL5, whose product is annotated as polypeptide N-acetylgalactosaminyltransferase like 5. Bases 185 to 1093 code for a protein of 302 amino acids. NCBI's taxonomy places the organism in Eukaryota, Metazoa, Chordata, Mammalia, Carnivora, Mustelidae. Gene Ontology annotation, biological process: spermatid development. Gene Ontology annotation, cellular component: Golgi apparatus. The record is from RefSeq and is a predicted model, not a curated record. The transcript has 7 exons.
CCCGGGACCCCAAGCAAAUACCGAGACUGCGUGUAAGAUUUGAAAUGCCUGACAAAUAUGAAACUACAGAAUACAAAACCUUUUUAAGAUCAGGUGUCUUCAAAAACAUUACCCAGCCAACCUACCUACUGCCAGCGUGGUUAUUUGCUUCUACAAUGAGGAAUUUAACGCCUUGUUUCGGACCAUGUCCAGUGUCAUAAACCUCACUCCGCAGUACCUCCUUGAAGAAAUCAUUUUGGUAGAUGACAUGAGCGACUUUGAUGAUUUGAAAGAGAAACUAGACCAUCACCUGGAAAUUUUUCGGGGAAAGAUUAAAUUCAUAAGAAACAAGCAGAGAGAGGGGCUGAUCCGAUCGAGGCUGAUGGGAGCUGCUCGUGCUUCAGGGGAUGUGCUGGUGUUCCUGGAUAGCCACUGUGAGGUGAAUCGUGUGUGGCUGCAGCCCUUGCUGCAUGCGAUUGCCAAGGACCCGAGAAUGGUGGUGUGUCCUCUGAUAGAUCCCAUCGACCACGAAACCCUAGAGUACAGGCCCUCUCCGGCGGUAAGGGGUGCUUUCAACUGGCAUCUAGAAUUUAAAUGGGAUAACGUUUUCUCUUAUGAGAUGGAUGGACCAGAAGGAUCCACUAGACCCAUCCGGUCGCCUGCAAUGGCUGGAGGAAUUUUUGCUAUAAAUAGGCAUUAUUUUAACGAGAUUGGACAGUACGACAGGGACAUGAAACUCUCGGGAGCAGAAAAUUUGGAACUUUCACUAAGGAUCUGGAUGUGUGGAGGCCAACUUUUCAUACUCCCCUGCUCGCGAGUGGGACUCAUCAAUAAGCCGCGCUUUCCCAAUCGACCUGGUUUUAUGAAAUCCGUGACCUAUAACAAUCUCAGAUUGGUGCACGUUUGGCUGGACCAAUACAAGGAGCAAUUUUUUUUACGACAACCUGGUCUGAAAUCUGUUGCCUACGGAAACAUCAGCGAGCACGUUGAACUGAGGAAACGGUUGGGUUGCAAACCAUUUCAGUGGUAUUUGGAUAAUGUCUUCCCAGAACUGGAGACAUCUAAGGACAGCCAAAGAAAAGGAAACAAAUCAUUUUCAUUAAUGAAGGGCUAAAAACCUCUGAGAUCUUCAACACAGCAAAGAACACAGUUCCAGACCUGAUGCGAGUUUGGAACAACAUGAAAUUAUGUGACAUGCAGUA